AUGACCCACGCCAUAACAGGUGAGUAUAGUAUUGACAAUGUCUACAAAAGUUUCGAUAAUGUGAUUGACAAGUUCGAUCAUAAAUCAAUUCAUCUUUAUCAAUUUAUUUUUGCAUUUCGAGAACUAUCAAAGUUUUUUAAUCAUUUGAAUGUAGUAUUUUCAUUCGUUGCACAUGAUCUUGUUGAUAAAUUUAAUAUUAUUGAGAAUCUUUGUAAAAAUAAUCCUAAAGAUUAUCAAACUCUACAAACCAUGAUUGAAUAUGAAACGUCCAAAGAUGACAAAAUUGGAUGCGUUACACUCUUACGUUUACUAAGAGCUUUACAAUUUAUUUAUUUUUUCUUAAAACGCGCUAUCGUCACGCCGACGGGGUCAUCAUCAACAAAACAAGUUGCUUGGGAUGUAUACAAAGAAACUUUACAUAAACGACAUAAUAAAGCACUUCAAUUAAGUAUUUGGUUGGCAACAGCAACAAUACCUAAACGUGAAGUAUUGCAUGAAACUUUAUUACGUGGUGAAAUCGAGCCCAAUACGGCUGAUAAAUGUUUUCCGAUAAUUGAAAUUGUCUAUCGUAAUGUUUACAAAUUAUAUGAAGAUAAUGAUCUACUUGAAUUAGUGCCAUUGUGA
Rotaria socialis is the source of this 624-nucleotide messenger RNA. The record is from the annotation of a GenBank genome assembly. Lineage: Eukaryota; Metazoa; Rotifera; Eurotatoria; Philodinida; Philodinidae.